UAAUUCUCCUUAUGAAUAAAGCAACGUAAUGAAACUAAAAUAAAAAGAGAGAGACAGGAAGAGAAGUGUGCUCCUUUCACAAAGCCUCUGGCUCAUUCAGAACCGCCGUGGACGUUGAUUUUCCGGUAACACCUCGCCGUUACCGCCACGAAUUGAAUCUCCGGUGAAAUUUGAUUACAUGAUAGAAGAAAUAGGAAGCUCAUGGAUAGAACCAGAGAGUCUAGAAGAUCAUCUACCAACGGAUUUCCAAAGCUCAGACAUCGGAAUAUUCCUCUCAGAGAUUCUUCCGAAGUUGGAGCGGCGGAGCUGAGAGAAGCUCCGAGUAAGAGAGGAAGGAAUCGAGAUAAGGAUAGGGAUUCUUCGAGUAAGAGAAGGAGAGGCUCUCACUGUCACAUAGACGAAGAUGAACAAGGCACUGAAGAGAGCAUCGGAAAUGAACAAUAUAAUAAUUAUCGAGACGCUGGUUUAUCUCGGAUCCGUUUACCGACGCCGGUCGACUCCGAUCAAAAUUAUCACCGGAACUUCACGCCGGAUAAACCGCCGUUGUUUCAGAAAACCGACGAGAUGAUCGGUGUUGCAGUUCCAAGGAAAGCUCGUUCAGCUUCUGUGAAAAAGUCACACGAAAAGUGGAUCGCUGCACGCGGUGGCGGGGAGGAGCAUAGUUUUCGGCGACAGCCUAAUUCUCCGGGAGGAGCAGAACUCUUGCCGGCGACGGCCUUGCCUUCUUCGAAUGUUUCUUCUAAGCAGAAGAUGAAAGCGAUGGGAGAUAUUGCUAAAACGUCUAAAUCGUCUUCAUCAGACAUGGAGAUUGAGAUAGCCGAGCUUUUAUACGGUUUGAUGACUUCCAAGAACCAUGAGUCUUCGUCACAAAAGCUUGAUGCAACCAUCAAUCACAACGCCUCUAUUGAUGUUGAGAAGAAGAAAUCGGAAGACUGCAAUUCAACCGAGGAGUUGAUCAUGAUUCAUAGUGAGCAACCUGCAGAUGUGGGCAGUCACGAUGGUAGUGCUACUUGUCAUGAAAAUGGAUCAUCGGAGGUUCAAAAAAAGGACAUUGGGGAAGACAACAUGUAUUUGGAUGCUGGAUUUGGUGGUUCUUCAGCAGAUGGAAGACCUGUAUCCACUACAUGGGGGUCACAAUCAUGUUCCAAGUUAGAUGCUGAUAAACAGUACUCAGGAUCAGCCAGAGUGAUGCCUUCUGCUCUGGAGGAUAAUACUCAAAGAGUAUGCAAGUUCGACAUAGAUUUGAUGGCUCCUCCUCCUCCUCCUCUGACCCUGUCUCGAGAAGGGAAUCAUUUGUCACAAAGCGGUUUAACAUCAGAAAUUAAAAAGUUAGCACCGGACUUGGAAAUGAUGAGCGAAGAUAGUAUCAAGGUUGAAGACAAGGUGGAAAGACUAGUUACAGUAGAGAAAGUACCCGAAGAAAUUGAAGCAGCAAAUUUGGACGUGAAAAAGUUGGAUGUGUUAAAACAUUAUAUGGUGAAGCCAAACAAUGACAAUGAGAUCAAGACAAACAAUAAAUUAGAAGAGCAGGAUAGAAAUAAGGAACAUUCUACUGCAUUGUCAAAUUCCAAAGUUCAAACAAUUGCUCGUUCUAGUUCAGUGCCUCUAUCAGCCGCUGUAUCAGGACCGUCGGGCAGUCUCUCUCCAAUUGGAUGCACGCCUCCCUUGCGGACAGUUGUGAAGACAGAUAAAACCACUGGCUCAUCAACAGCACAGCAUGUGAAUUCCGUUUUCUCUCAACCACAACGAAAGAGAUGCGCAACCCAUUAUCACAUUGCUCGUAACAUCCUACACCAGCAGUUCACAAAGACAGACCCCCUUUUGUCAGCAGGAUCUGGUUCAAUUUAUGCCACAAAAAGGAACGAUGUCAACUGUCUUCUUCUGGAAGAAAGUAUGGUUGUUAGCAAGCAAUCUGAGAAACACUUGCCAGUUUCAAACCAAAAUUGUGCACAAGAGAAAGGGUUGGCUGCCACAAGUGAUCAUAAUCUCACUGCAACUAAAAGUUCUAAAACUGCCAAUCCAGUAGAUUCAACACAUCAGAUGCAGUUUGUGCUACAAGGUCAACAUCCCGGGUCAACUGGGAAUCUAGUGCAUGGUCCUGCUUUCAUAUUUUCUCCUGUCCAUUAUCAAGCAUCAGUUGUAGGAGCUUCUAAUCAAGCAGGAGGUGCGAAUUCUCCCGGCAAUGCUUCCUCAUAUAAUAGGUCUCAGCAUUCAAUUGCCGGAUCUCCCUGUACCUCCUCAACUUUGCCAGCUGCUGCUUCUGCAAUGAGCUUUAACUACCCUCAUUUUUCAGCUAAUAAUUCUCCAUAUGCCACUAUAGUUCACAAUAACGGGUAUUCAUUCCCCAUUUCGGCAACUUCUCUGGCAGCAACUGCAGCAAUCAAAGGUGCAAGCCCUUCACAAACAACACAUAUACAAAGCGGGCCUCUGUACUCUUCUCAAACAUUCCAACCUUUUCAGGAUCCACAACAGCACCCUCACUCACAAGCACUACUACAACCAAGUUAUCUUGCUGCACAGACAUCUUGUAGUUCAUCGUCUCAUAUGCAGUCACAUCGUGCACAAGUAAAUGGUAAUAAUAUCUUGACCUCCACAGCUGCAGAACGACAGUCACAAAAACAACAGACUCCACAGUCUCAUCCUCACAAGCAAGAGGCUAAGGCGAGUGGAAAGAGUGUACAGUCUGUAGCUAAUCUUGCAUCUUACCCAAUAAAGAAUUUGCAAGGGCAGAACUUCACGAUUCCAGUUCAGCCAGUGAACUUUUCUUUCAAGCCAUGUGCAACAUCUGAUAUUGUUGGCGGAAACAGUAAGCAGCAACAGGCUUUAAAUGGGGGAGUUGAGGUUAUACCAUCUCAAGCAUUUGCAGUAUCAUUUGCUUCAUUUAACGGAACAAAUCUUCCAUCAAACCUUAAUUUCUCAUCCAUGAAACAGAAUCCAGUGGUAAUUCAAAGUCUGCCUGAUGCUGCACGGCAAGGAUAUCAGGCUGCAAGUACACCUCAUACUGUUCAGCAGAAGACUUACUCAACUACUGUAGAGAAGAGAGGAGGAAAUUCCUCCCACCAAGAUGAUGAUAAAAAAACCACUCAUGGUAAGUCAUCAAUUAAUGGGCCAACCACCCUUGUUUUCGAUAAUUCGUCAAAGAAUAUUAACUUUGUGCUAUCUCCUUCAAAUGGAAACUGGCCUAGUCACUCCAUUGCUUCCACUGUGAUAACAACCAUGCCUUUUUCCAGCAAUACUUCAAGUUCUCAACAGUCUUCACAACUGCUUCAGAAGCAGCAUGGUAUGCAACAACAGCAACCUACAACGGCUAUUCGAAAUAAAGCUUCAUCCACCAAUACCGCUUCUGCUACAAAAUUUGCUAACAAUGGCCCUGUUUUCUCACAAAGUCACACUCAAUUCAAAAGUUCUAACCAAACUUCUCACUCUAAGAUCACGGGAAGAACGAUGGGUUCUCAUGUUAAUCAUUCAUCUAGUAUAACAUCCAAGACUGCAACCGCCAAAAAUAUUUCUCAGGAGAAAGGAAGAGGGUCACAGGGUCAUAUGCAAAUUUCUUUUGGAGGAGAUUACACAACUUCUUUGUCACCCCGAGGGCAACAGCAACUAAAUAACAGCCAAUCUUUGUGUACAACAGCUGCAGGUACUCCUUUUGAUGGGGGCCACUUGAAGCCAAAUUCAGAAGGUUGGAAAGUCAAUCCAUCAGUGAAUACUUCACAGUUGCAACAAACUGAGAAUUCUUCUGCUGGGAGUAGCCAAAAAUCUUCCCCAGUUUGUGGGAGAAAUGUUCCAUCAAUCUUAAGCUCAUGUCCCAGCCACUUAUCUGAGCUGAAGUAAAGUACUAGAAAAUCAAAAUAUAUACUUUACCAAGGUCACUUAAAUUUGAAGGAAAAAGUCCAUGCAGCUUAUAUCACACUCGUGGAAGGUACAGUUUUGUCAUAGCAGCUUAGUCCUAGAGUCUUACUUGUUCUUUACUUAGACAAAAAUGAUAUAUGAGAGCUCAUGUGAAUUUCAAUGAGGUGAUAGGAUGGAUGUAUGAUACCACAUUUGCUGGUGGAGUUGACAAAGAAAUAGUGGUAAUGAAAGGAAGUUGGAAUCUAUUGGGCCUGCAAUUUUGAAAAAGUAGGGACCGUUUGGUAUAUUGUCAUAUUUCUUGGUUGGUUACUCUGUGUUGUAGGAUUCAUCAGUCUCGCGGGGUCUAAUUAAUUUGACAUAGAAAAAGCAAUUAUAUUAAUAUGUAUAUAUGUUUUUUUUUCUCCCUACUUAUAUUAAUUCAUUAAUGAAAAAGUUGCAAUUAUUUCUUUCGCUUUUA
This is a messenger RNA of Lathyrus oleraceus (garden pea), 4306 nucleotides long. RefSeq names its product protein TIME FOR COFFEE. Gene Ontology annotation, biological process: regulation of circadian rhythm. Gene Ontology annotation, cellular component: nucleus. The transcript has 12 exons. Lineage: Eukaryota; Viridiplantae; Streptophyta; Magnoliopsida; Fabales; Fabaceae. The record is from RefSeq and is a predicted model, not a curated record. The coding region runs from base 202 to 3831 and encodes 1209 amino acids.